CUCUGUCCUCGCGGCUCCAUCACCGGGAAACAGGAUGACUGAGUGGGAAGCUGUUCCCGCUGUAGCUGAGACCCCGGAGAUCAAGCUCUUUGGCAAAUGGAGCACUGAUGAUGUGCAGAUCAAUGACAUCUCCUUGCAGGAUUACAUCGCUGUGAAGGAGAAAUAUGCCAAAUACUUGCCUCACAGCUCAGGGCGCUAUGCGGCCAAGCGUUUUCGCAAGGCGCAGUGUCCUAUCGUGGAACGGCUGACAAACUCCAUGAUGAUGCAUGGCCGCAACAAUGGCAAGAAGCUGAUGACUGUUCGCAUUGUCAAACACGCAUUUGAGAUCAUCCAUCUCCUGACUGGUGAGAAUCCUCUUCAAGUACUGGUAAACGCCAUCAUUAACAGUGGUCCUCGCGAGGACUCCACACGGAUUGGCAGAGCCGGUACCGUCAGGAGACAGGCUGUGGACGUCUCGCCUCUACGUCGCGUUAACCAGGCUAUCUGGCUGCUGUGCACUGGGGCCAGAGAAGCUGCCUUCAGGAAUAUUAAGACGAUUGCUGAGUGCUUAGCUGAUGAGCUCAUCAAUGCUGCCAAGGGAUCGUCCAAUUCCUAUGCCAUCAAGAAGAAGGACGAGCUGGAGCGAGUGGCCAAGUCUAACCGUUAGUGACAGAUAGACUCUGUACCUUGACUCUGACUGUACAUUAAACGUUUGACAGCAACUGC
Callorhinchus milii (elephant shark) is the source of this 705-nucleotide messenger RNA. RefSeq names its product ribosomal protein S5 (gene rps5). Lineage: Eukaryota; Metazoa; Chordata; Chondrichthyes; Chimaeriformes; Callorhinchidae. The coding region runs from base 35 to 646 and encodes 203 amino acids. The transcript has 6 exons. Gene Ontology annotation, cellular component: cytosolic small ribosomal subunit; ribosome. Gene Ontology annotation, molecular function: rRNA binding; mRNA binding; structural constituent of ribosome. The record is from RefSeq and is marked provisional. Gene Ontology annotation, biological process: ribosomal small subunit assembly; translation.